AAUGCAACAACAAUGGCAAGCAAGCCUGAGCUCCAGGCUCGCUUCCAUGGCCCAGACCUGCCUCUCCAUGAAACAACUCAAGCAAAUCCACGCCCGCGCAAUCGUUUCCGACCUCCACAACCACGCCGUCGUCCUCGGAAAGAUGUUCCGCUUCGCUGCAGUCUCACCCGCGGGUGACUUAAACUAUGCCCAUCAGUUGUUCGACCAAAUGCCUCAACCAACCACUUUCUUCUACAACCUCCUCGUCCGGGGUCACUCCCAAAGCUCGUCGCCGUGGCAGUCGAUUCGUUUAUUCAACCGUAUGAGACUGAACUCGAUCGACCCAGAUGGGUUCACCUUCACGUUUUUGCUCAAAUCGCGUUCGAGGAUGAAUGUGAGUAUGGAGGGUGAUGAGAUACAUGGGGCCGCGUUGAAGUGUGGGUUUUCUUUGCAUUUGUAUGUGCAGAAUUCGUUGAUUCAUUUGUAUGCUGGGAGGGGGAUUCCCGGUGCGGCUAGGAGAGUGUUCGAUGAGGCUGUGGCUACUGAUGUUGUGUCGUGGUCGGGUUUGGUUAUUGCUCAUGUGAGGGCUAAUGAGUUGGAUUCGGCGAGGCGGGUGUUUGAUGCAAUGCCCGAGAGGGAUGUUGUUUCGUGGACCGCUAUGAUAUCUGCGUAUUCACAAGGGAAGUGUUCGAGGGAAGCGCUCGAGUUGUUUUGGGAGAUGAAUCGUAAGGGUGUGCUGCCGGAUGAGGUGACAUUGGUGAGUGUGAUAUCAGCUUGUACUGAUUUAGGAGAUGUUCAGACGGGGGUAAGCAUCCACCGAUUUAUUGAGGAGAAUGGAUUUGCUUGGAUGGUUUCGCUUUGCAAUGCGCUGAUUGAUAUGUAUGCAAAGUGUGGAUGCAUGGACCAAGCAUGGCAACUAUUUGAUGGCAUGAACCGGAAGAGCUUCGUGACUUGGAAUACUAUGAUCUCGGCAUGUGCAAACCAUGGCAAUGCAGAUGAUGCAUUUUGGUUGUUUGAAUGUAUGGUUAGUGCUGGUUUUCCACCUGAUGGGAUCACAUUCUUGGCCCUUUUAGUUGCUUAUACACACAAGGGACUGGUAGAUGAAGGGCUCAGACUUUUUGAACGAAUGCAAAGGGAGUACAGAAUCGAGGCUCGCAUGGAGCAUUACGGGUGUGUCGCAGAUAUGUUAGGCAAGGCAGGGAGAUUGGAGGAGGCAUACCAACUAAUUAGUAGUAUGCCGAUUCCGGACAAUGAUGUUGUUUGGGGAAUACUGCUUGCAGCUUGCAGAACUUAUGGCAAUGUUGAUAUGGGUGAAAGGAUUGUAAAGAGGCUAGUAGAGCUGAAACCGGAUGAAGGUGGGUACUAUAUUCUCCUUCGUGAUAUUUAUGUUGCAGCAGGAAGGACGGCAGAAGCUAAUGAUAUGAGGCAGGCAAUGAUGGAUAGUGGUGCUAGUAAGACUCCCGGACGAAGUUGGGUUGGAACAUAAGGCUUACCUCCAAUGCUUCCGCAGAAUUGCCCAUACAGAGCUCCUGCAUUGAUUGUCAUGGAGCUUAGAGACCAAGAGGGAAACUGGAUUAAACGGCAGCUGAAAUGGCAAACUGAAGACCGGGGAUAUUCAGAAAAUACACCAAAUUCUGGGACUUUACAAUCAAACAGCAGAAGCAACUCAGGAUGCUUUGGUCUUUAUACCUUUCAGUGCAGAGCUAGAUGACAUGCAGCCAAGUCGAAAGAGUUGACGUUUGCUAGCCAAAAUAACUAUUGCCAGGAAGAGAUUACAUUUAGCUAUUGAAGUGUCAUAUGGUGUUUAUCAAUCUUCAGGGGUCAGCCAUUCCAAAUGGAGAUUAUGACCUAAUUUAUGAACAAACUAUGGGGAGGGUUGAACUAUACUGGGGAAACCCCGCAAAUAGUGUACUAAGGUCUAAAUUUUCAAUAAGGCACCUCAAAUUGAUUCUUAAAAAUUUAGCAACGCAGCAAAAAAUUG
Messenger RNA from Argentina anserina (silverweed cinquefoil), 1960 nucleotides. RefSeq names its product pentatricopeptide repeat-containing protein At2g20540-like. Gene Ontology annotation, molecular function: protein binding. The record is from RefSeq and is a predicted model, not a curated record. Lineage: Eukaryota; Viridiplantae; Streptophyta; Magnoliopsida; Rosales; Rosaceae. The transcript has a single exon. The coding region runs from base 2 to 1465 and encodes 487 amino acids.